Daktulosphaira vitifoliae (grape phylloxera) is the source of this 1628-nucleotide messenger RNA. RefSeq names its product polycomb protein EED (gene escl). The transcript is spliced from 8 exons. Gene Ontology annotation, biological process: negative regulation of transcription by RNA polymerase II. Gene Ontology annotation, molecular function: nucleosome binding; protein binding. NCBI's taxonomy places the organism in Eukaryota, Metazoa, Arthropoda, Insecta, Hemiptera, Phylloxeridae. The record is from RefSeq and is a predicted model, not a curated record. Gene Ontology annotation, cellular component: ESC/E(Z) complex. The coding region runs from base 147 to 1376 and encodes 409 amino acids.
AUUUUUUCAUUGGUGCAAGUUGUUCAAAAUAAUGGUUUCUUUUCAAAUUUAUUGGUUAGUUUAAGUUAAUUAACUAAUUUUACUUAUUAUAAGUUCAAAAUAACGUCAGUUAAGUCGUUUUUAUAAAAUUUAAUUCUUAUUAUACAAUGUCUGAUGCAAAUUUAAUAGAAUCUGACGAUGCAUCAAGUAUUGAUAGUUCAACAACUGAUCGAACAUCUCGAAGUCAUACUCCUGCUAAACGUGGUCGACAAAAAAAAUCAAAACCUUCAAAUAAUACUAAAAAUGUAAAAUUACAAUACAAGUUUUCCUGUGCUUUAAGAGAAGAUCAUGGUCAAUCAUUAUUUGGCGUUCAGUUCAAUCAUCUAUUAAAUGAUGAUCAGCCUUUAAUAUUUGCUUCUGUUGGAAGUAAUCGAGUAUCAAUAUAUCAGUGUUUAGAUGAUGGAAGCAUUAAUUUACUACAAAGUUAUGCAGAUCCUGAUUCCAAUGAAACUUUUUAUACGUGUGCUUGGUCUUUAGAUGAAAAUGGCAAACCUCUAUUAGCUAUGGCUGGUAAUCGAGGUAUUAUUCGUAUUAUAAGUCCAGCUAACUUGUCAUCUAUUAGGCAUUAUAUUGGACAUGGUCAAGCAAUUAAUGAGUUACAGUUUCAUCCAAUUGAUACUAAUAUGUUACUUUCAGUUUCUAAAGAUCAUACAUUACGCUUAUGGAACAUUAAGAGUGAUGUUUGUAUUGUAAUAUUUGGUGGAGCAGAAGGUCAUAGAGAUGAAGUGCUUUCAGCUGAUUUUAAUAUUGAUGGUACAAAAAUUAUGUCAUGUGGCAUGGAUCAUUCACUAAAAUUAUGGAGCUUAGAAAAAGAUUAUAUUCAAGAUGCCAUUAAACUAUCAUAUUCAUUUAAUCCUAACAGAUCAGCUAGACCUUUUGAUACUAUUAAAGAACAUUUUCCAGUUUUUUCAACCCGAGAUAUACAUCGUAAUUAUGUAGAUUGUGUACGAUGGAUUGGAGACUAUGUGAUAUCUAAAUCAUGUGAAAAUUGUAUGGUUUGUUGGAAACCUGGUCACUUAAAUGAUACAGAAUUAAAACCAAAUGAUACAACAGUAUCUCAAAUAUGGUAUUAUGAUUUCAAAGAUUGUGAUGUAUGGUUUAUUCGAUUUGCUAUGGAUUUUUCACAAAAAAUAUUAGCGUUAGGAAAUACAAUUGGUAAAAUCUAUGUAUGGGACUUAAAUUCUAAUGAUCAAGCAUCAAUGCGUGUAACUACUUUGGCCCAUCCCAAAUGCAAUACUGUAAUUCGCCAGACUACAUUUAGUCGUGAUGGAAAUAUAUUAAUUUGUGUAUGUGAUGAUGGCACAAUUUGGCGUUGGGAUCGACUACUGAAUGUUUAAAAUCAAAAAUAUGCCUUAGUCCAUAUUUUAUAACUAUUUUGAAUUUUUAAAUAUUUUGAUAUCUGAUUGUAAAGUUUUAAUUUUAUCUCUUUUUUUUUUUCUUGUUUAAUUUAAAUUCUUAUUACUAUUUUUUAAUAAUUUAUAUAUAUAUAUAUAUAUUUCAGACCACAAAGAAAUUAAUAAACUUACAAUUUCUAAGCUAAUGAAAAGUAUUUCAAAUAAUAUUUUUUACAAAUUUUUAGUUAAAACAUG